AUGGCCAAAGCUGAUUCACUUAUAUCUGCUCUGUACACUCUAUGGCUUUUCCCGCUCAGCGACAUCCCUACCAUGAUCAUACCAGUUACGCUCCUCGGUAUGCUUACGGCAGCUUCGGGUCAGUUUGGUACUUUGGCAAGUAGCAGAGACGUCUUGUUGAGAUUACCACAGACGUUUAGCUGGGUUUGGCUGAAUGUCUUCCUCUUCUCGAUAUCGAACCAAAGAAGUAAAGAAUCGAUUCUGGAAGACUCGAUCAACAAGCCUUGGCGACCCCUUCCCGCCGGUAAACUUGAUAUGAGCCAGGCCAGGCAGCUUCUGUUGAUCGGGAUCCCCCUUGUGCUCACAUCCUGUUCGUUAUGCCUCGGUGCGGCGCAAGAAACGGCGUUUUGUUUAGUACUUACUUGGAUGUACAACGACCUAGGGGGCGCCGACGAGCACUUUGUUCUUCGAAACAUGAUCAAUGGCGUUGCGUAUUUUUUCUACGGAUCCGGCGCCUUGAAGGUUGCUACAGGAUCAGAGAGCGUAGGGUCCGAGGCAUCCGUAUGGCUGCUUAUGGUUGCAUGCAUAAUUACAACUACCAUGCAAGUCCAAGAUCUGAAGGACCAGGAAGGGGAUAAAGCCCGGAAGCGAAGUACGGCACCUUUGGACCUUGGAGACAGGGUGUGUCGGUUCAGCAUUGCAGUUGGUGUAAUAUUGUGGUCACUAGCCUGCCUGUCUUAUUGGCCGUGGUCUCCAAUCGGGUUACUCGUGGUAUUGAGUCUAGGAUCCCUGGUUGUGUGGCGGGUAACCUUAUUGCGCAAUGCUGCCGAGGAUGCGUUGACCUACAGGUGGUGGAGCAUCUGGCUGAUCAGCGUCUUCUGCCUUCCUAUUAUUGCAUCACACUAA
Messenger RNA from Daldinia decipiens, 885 nucleotides. Its product is annotated as UbiA prenyltransferase family. The record is from RefSeq and is a predicted model, not a curated record. NCBI's taxonomy places the organism in Eukaryota, Fungi, Ascomycota, Sordariomycetes, Xylariales, Hypoxylaceae. Gene Ontology annotation, molecular function: transferase activity, transferring alkyl or aryl (other than methyl) groups. Bases 1 to 885 code for a protein of 294 amino acids. The transcript has a single exon. Gene Ontology annotation, cellular component: membrane.